Lingula anatina is the source of this 821-nucleotide messenger RNA. RefSeq lists its product as uncharacterized. The record is from RefSeq and is a predicted model, not a curated record. Lineage: Eukaryota; Metazoa; Brachiopoda; Lingulata; Lingulida; Lingulidae.
UUUGCCACCAUGCCACUCUCUAAAACUGUUGCUAGACAGAAAAAUUAUAGAGAAAGACUUAAAAGUAAUCCAGAGAAGUACAAGGAAGUGAAAAAGAAAGACAAUGAAAGGCAUUUGAUUAGAAAUAUGAUGGAGGCUGUUUUGGAGGAGAAACGCAGAAGAGACAGAGAAAGGAAAAGAGAGGCAAGAAAAAGAAAAAGAGAAAUGGAGAAUCUCCCCCCUGAGUGCUCUUCCUAUCAAGACACUUGGUCUCUUGAGGAAGCCACUAAAAGAGUUCAGAAGUGUCUGCCAAAAUCUCCUACAAAGCAAGCUGCAGUCUUAGCACAGAUCUACAAUGAAAUGUCCCCAAGGAGGAAGAAGAUGUUUCACGAGCAAAUUGAGCUUAUUGAUGAAACAGAAGACUGUGGACAGAACCGUUAAGGAGAUGGCCCAGGAAAUGUCUUGUAAAUCAAGAUAAUCAAGUCAAACUAUAGGUUGAGAUGAUAAUGAUAUUGAAGUCACAUUUUACCGAGCACAAGAUUCUUUCAAGAUGCUGUUAAUUUUAACACUCAAAAAGACAGGACCAGGGUGUCAAUAAAAAUAAUCAGGACUUGCCUUAACAGUAAAUGAGUACAGUUCUACACAGUUAUAUAAAAAGAGUUGGAAUAAUCUGAUUAAUGCAUGGUUUCUACUUGGCUUAUACAACAGACCUUCACAAAGCUAAGUAUACAUUGUCUAUGCAUAAAUUUUGACACUUAACAAACCUGAUAUUAUACUCUAGUAUUAAAUAAUUAUGUUAUAUUUUUAAAGCUGAUCCUUGAUUAAUAAAUGUAUUUUGCUAU